This is a messenger RNA of Saprolegnia diclina VS20, 1598 nucleotides long. RefSeq lists its product as hypothetical. Lineage: Eukaryota; Oomycota; Saprolegniomycetes; Saprolegniales; Saprolegniaceae. The transcript has a single exon. The record is from RefSeq and is a predicted model, not a curated record. Bases 118 to 1551 code for a protein of 477 amino acids.
UGUAAUCGCAGAUUCAGUCGCCGGCAGCAGCAGAGUCACUUCGACUGCUACUCACCGAGCCGCUACGCCCACGCACGCGCUUGGUACCUGCCCGUCAUCUCCCCAUUGCUGGCACGCAUGAAUCGAACGCUCAGUCGGUCCAACUCGUCGCCGUCAGUCAACUACCUGCAGCGCAAAUCCUCGGUGACGACGACGCCGACGGCCAAAGCCACCAGCGCCGGCCUCGCCAACUUCGCCAAGCUCACGUGCUCGAUGAGCUACAAGAACCGAACGUCCAUGUUCGUCGAAGGCUCGGGGCGCGACAGCGUGAGCCAAGUCGAGCUGCGCCCGACCGAGGACAAGUACAUGCGCAUGAGCACGGCUAGUACUUAUUGCAGUAGCCGCGACAGCAACGCAAGCAGCCUCAGCACCAUGGUGUCGACGCGCAUGACAUCCGAGAAGGUAGUCGCGCGCCCGUCCGUCGCGCUGCCCAUCUCGACGAUUGCUGAGAACCCGGACGCAACCGACGCUGAGAUCAAGAAGAUGCAGACCAAGCGCGCGCUUCGUCGCAUGUGCCUCGAGAUGAACCUCGCCGAGGCCGACGAAGACUCGGACGCCAAGGUCACGUCGGACGACGACGAUGUGGACAGCGACGACGAGCUCGCCAAGAAGCUGCUCCAGCUCCAGCGCAUUGACGACAGCGACGACGACGAUGACGACGAUAUGAUGCUCUCGGCGCCGGCGUACAAGAAGAAGACGAAGGAGUUCCAGCCCAGUGACACGGUCACCAUUUCAAAAGCCGAGCUCCGCCAAUUCCAGACGCGACUGAAGCAGCUGGAGGAGCUCUGCGCCGACCAAGCCGAGAAGCAGGCCGCGCUCGAGACGAACAUUGAACGCGAGGUGCGCGCGCGGACGCGCCACCUGGAGGCGCAGGUGCAGGAGAAGAUCGAGGAGCUCACGAUGAUGCGCGAGCUGGACAUGGACAAGGAGAUCGAGCGCCGGUUCACCGACUUUUCGCUUGCGACCGGACUCUCCAAGGAAUCGGACCGCAAGACCAAAUCCAAGUCGAAGAAAUCCUUCUUCCACCGGCCGUCGACGCUUGCCGCGUCGGGCAACUCGGAGCUCGAGCAGUUCCGUGAGUUCCUCAUGAACAACUCCAAGCGCAUGAGCGAGCGGCUCCGCGAGACGGCACAGUUCAACGGCGACCUACCGGCCCACAACGCCGAUGCGUACUACGAGGCGUCGCAGAAUGAGCUCAUCGAGAUGCUCGAGAAGCUGCGCACGGUCGCGUAUGACCAGGACGAGCAGCUCGAGCAGGCCAAGUACCUCAUCAGCGUAGCGAUUGCCAAGAUUGAAGCGGCGGACGAAGUCGUCAACGAAGCCUUCGAAGAGCUCGGGAAGAUGGACUCGCGCCUCGACCGCGCGAGCCAGGAAGUCCAGGAGCUGCGUCGGUCCACGAUGAACCUCUCGAUGCUCUCGUCGAGCUCGGCAGGGUCGCGGACGCCGUCGAUACACUACCAACCACCGCCGCAGCCGCACUACGCAAUGGCGUCCGGCGCGCCCCGGCGAUAGACGUGGUAUUUCUCUUUAACUUAUAAAAGCAAGAUUGUGAGUGCGCA